AGCAAGCAGCAGAGCUCGUCAGAGUCACAGUGAGCUGCGGGGUCGAGGAGAGAGAGCAGCAGCAGCCCGUCUCCCUCGUUCCACCGCCUCUCGCCGAUCCGAGCGCAGCCGUAGGGCUGCCACUGCUGCUUGCUGACCGCGAGUGGAUUCUGUGGCUCUGUACACAGUCCACUCGGCCCAGUGGCUUUACACAUUGAGCCCACAGAUCUUCUCAUCUGCUUCCUUUACACAAGGUUGAAGGUUUGAUGCAUUGGCUCUCGCCAUGAAACACCAAUGAUCCCUAGGCAGCACACCCUCUCACUAAGAUGGGAAAUGCCUCCGAAACGUAUCUGUUUGUGUCCAGAAUAUCGAAAGACAAUGACAUCCUCAUGGGGACGUUGUAUACAAUUUUUGGUUUUCUUUCCAUGCUGGGGAAUGGAACCCUGCUGUUUGUGGCUUAUAGAAAAAACUCCUCCUUGAAGCCAGCAGAGUACUUUGUAGUCAACUUGGCCAUCAGUGACCUGAUGAUGACCAUCUCUCUUUUUCCCAUUGCUAUACCAUCAGCCUACACUCAUAAGUGGCUGUAUAAUAAGACCACCUGCACCAUUUACGCCUUCUGUGGCGUUUUGUUUGGCCUGUGCAGUUUGACUACCUUAACAGUGCUUUCAUCCGUCUGCUGGCUCAAGGUUUGCUGCCCAAACUAUGGCAACAAGUUUUCCCACUGCCACGCCUGCUUGCUGGUCGGCGGCGUCUGGUGCUACGCGGCCGUGUUUGCUGUGGGGCCCUUGUUGGGCUGGGGAGAGUACGGGCCCGAGCCGUACGGUACGGCGUGCUGCAUCAACUGGCAUGCGCCCAGCCAUAACUCUUUGGCCAUGAGCUACAUCGUCUGCCUCUUCUUCUUCUGCUACAUUCUUCCCUGCACUGUCAUCUUUCUGUCCUACUUGUUCAUCCUGUUGACCGUCCGUGGGUCCCGCCAGGCAGUGCAGCAGCACAUGUCCCCGCAGAACAAGAUCACCAAUGCACAUGCGCUUAUUAUUAAGCUCUCCGUGGCAGUUUGCAUUGGUUUCCUGACAGCAUGGAGUCCAUAUGCCAUUGUGUCCAUGUGGGCAGCAUUUGGUAACCCCUCAAAUGUACCACCUAUGGCUUUCGCACUGGCCGCCAUCUUUGCCAAGUCCUCUACACUUUACAACCCGAUUGUGUAUCUGGUUUUUAAGCCCAACUUCCGCAAGUCUCUCUGUCGGGAUGUAGCCCAGUGCAGAAGGUCACUUUGCGGGUGUUCGUGUCAGCACGACUCCACCCAGAAGGGAACGUGCAGGCAAGCUCAUCAUAAAGAAGAGUGUAACUCUACACAGUUUUCAAACGGGCUACUGGAGAACCACGGCACCUGCAGACACUGUCCUUGUCCUGAGACUUUGACUCCAAGGGAAAACUGUAUCGACCACAACCCUCUGCGGACUGCCACGAUGCUCCAGGGGUCGCAACAUAGCGAGGUGGCUGUCAGUCAACUCUCCAAUGAGCAGCAAAGUGACUUCCUCUAGGUUGAACUUGCACACAGCAAGUGACUGCCAAGGAAAGUAAGCAAGUGGGACGAAAAGACACUGGAUGAGAGACAUUUGCUGCAAGCACGCAGAUAUGACACCUACGUGAUGAGCAGAACAGGUCAGGACUUUAAAGGCCAAAGUUUAAAGAACUUCUCUGACGCCUCAAAUAUGUGAUACUGCCAAAACACAGCUCCAGUCAUGCAACAACCAACUUGCAAACAGAUCAAAGUUAUUUCAGGUAAUGUAAACAUGCAAUGAUCUGGUCAGAUUACAGAUCAAAUUUAAGAGGACUUGUGAAAUGAUGAAGAGAUUUAGAGGGAAGAGCUCUCUAUGAAACUACCUUUAAUCUAUUUAUUAAGAAUAAUGUAUCCGGUGCUGUGUUUGCUUUAUAUAUUUAUUGAUGCAUGCCUCAAAGUUGAAGACAAUGUGGUAUUGGAUUUAUGUAAAAAGGAGGAUUUUCCUGUGUGCUUGCCUUGGUUGGCCAGCCCAAAUCAUUUGACGGGAGCAACCAAGCACUCGUUGGAGUUAACUGUAUGUCAGUCAGCUGUCGGCAGGAAAACACUGUGAGACAAGGUCCGUUCCGUUCUCCAUGAACUCAGCAGGAAGACCUCAGGACAAAAAAAAAAUGGAGACACUAUCACAUUUGUUAGUCAAAACAUUUUCUUAAAAGACCAUCUUUUUAAAUAAGCUGCAAAUGUCGAAUUGUUCAUGAGAUGUACUUGCACUGUGAAAAAGGAGUAGUUCAAUAGUACCAUUCUGACAGAAUUUGUGGUUUGCAUUCAUUGGAAGAAUCGCAAAUAUGAAUGAAAAGAAAAUAGUAAUAUUUCUUCCAUCCACUGUUAUUUGCAUUUUUUUUCUUUUUUUCUUUUUUUUUACGUUAUCUUAUUGUUUGUUUUAAUGUGUUUAUAAAAGUGAGAGCUGGCUCUUAGUAGUGCACCUGACAAGUAAGAAGAUCUUAAGAAUGAACAUAUUUUAGUGUCAAAGAAAUCAGGUAGCUUUCC
This is a messenger RNA of Syngnathus acus (greater pipefish), 2521 nucleotides long. It is a transcript of the gene opn7b, whose product is annotated as opsin 7, group member b. The record is from RefSeq and is a predicted model, not a curated record. Bases 306 to 1517 code for a protein of 403 amino acids. Gene Ontology annotation, biological process: visual perception; G protein-coupled receptor signaling pathway. NCBI's taxonomy places the organism in Eukaryota, Metazoa, Chordata, Actinopteri, Syngnathiformes, Syngnathidae. Gene Ontology annotation, cellular component: membrane. The transcript is spliced from 6 exons. Gene Ontology annotation, molecular function: G protein-coupled receptor activity.